Protobothrops mucrosquamatus (brown spotted pit viper) is the source of this 1282-nucleotide messenger RNA. It is a transcript of the gene M6PR, whose product is annotated as mannose-6-phosphate receptor, cation dependent. Gene Ontology annotation, biological process: protein targeting to lysosome. NCBI's taxonomy places the organism in Eukaryota, Metazoa, Chordata, Lepidosauria, Squamata, Viperidae. Gene Ontology annotation, cellular component: endosome; trans-Golgi network; Golgi apparatus. The transcript has 7 exons. Gene Ontology annotation, molecular function: protein domain specific binding. The record is from RefSeq and is a predicted model, not a curated record. The coding region runs from base 75 to 908 and encodes 277 amino acids.
UGGUUCCGGUAUCCAGAGCGCCUCAGAGGAUAAGCGUGGGUCGUGCCUCGUUGUUUUUCUACUUCUUCGCCAGAAUGUUCCUGGUUCAUGCUUUCUCCCAUGCUAUGAUACUAGCCAUCAUAAUCACUGUGAUGGCAGAAGAAAAGAUGUGUGACCUUCUUGGGGAACAGGAACAAGAAUCCUCAAAAGAACUAGCAUUGAUGAACAGACUGAAGCCACUUUUCAAUCAAAGUUUUGAAACAGAAAGCAUGAAUGAUGAUGGCCACUACAUUUACAGACUGAGGAUAUGUCGAGAAGUCUUCAGCAAUAUGACCAAUUCUGGCCUGGUGCAGAUCAGUAAGAUAGACAACAAACAAAAAGUAAUAGGACGAAUUAAUGAGACCCAUCUUGCAAAUGGAACUAGCUGGAUUAUGCUAAUCUAUCAGGGCGGCGAUCCCUAUGGUAACCAUUGUACACAGGAAGACAGGAAAGCUUUAGUAAUGAUCAUCUGCAACCGAACAACAUUAGCAACUGGCUUCACCAUGGUGGCAGAAGAGAGGGAGAAGAUAAAGCAAUGUUCCUAUAUUUUUGAGUUAGAGAGCAGCUUGGCUUGUUCUCCGGAAGAAUUGCACCAAAAUGUACACCAUCACCUCAGUAUUGGCUCUAUACUGCUAAUCACGUUUUUCUCACUGAUUGCAGUGUACAUUAUUGGAGGAUUCCUCUACCAACGUCUGAUAGUAGGAGCAAAGGGCAUGGAACAGUUUCCUCAUUUUGCUUUCUGGCAAGAUCUUGGCAAUCUAGUAGCUGAUGGCUGUGAUUUCAUGUGCCGUUCUAAACCACAGAAUGUACCAGCUGCAUAUCGUGGUGUUGGUGAUGACCAGCUUGGAGAGGAAUCAGAAGAGCAAGAUGACCACUUGCUGCCCAUGUGAUCUGGAUCUUUUAUUUGUGUAGUUCUUACACAAAUGACAUCCAGUCAGUUUUCCCCUCAGCUAAUUCUCCUUUUAAGCCACUUGCUUUCACUUUAAAUACCCACUCUUCUGCACACUAUUUUUCAUAUUUGUGAUACAAAUAAAUUAUGUGCAAGGUUUAUGAACAUAAAGCUGUACUAAGGAGUUUUAAACUAAGUGACUGCUCAGAACCAUUUUCCAAAAGGGAAGAGAUGUGAUUAUACAUAGAAAAGAAAUAGUCCAUGGAAGAGGAAAGUGUUUGAGAAGUAGUAUUAGUAGGAUUUGUUCUACCAUGACUGAAUGUACUUGCAUAUUUCCUACAGGCUUUAUUCUUGAAAAACACUGGAUUCUGAUUU